CCGAGCCUGUGUGUUGGGUAGAGUGCCGCGUCGCCCCUGCUGCAGCAGCUCUCCUUUGCGUGCCCGUUGUGGCGGUCCCGGUCUAGGAAGUUUGAAUGAGAGACAACUGGGAGUCCGAGUUGGCCAAAUUACCACUAUCUGUCCGCUGCUGCCUUUGGACACACAAUGGCAGCACCGUCGUCCUCGGCGGCUGUCCAGCCGUCGACCACUCCGGCGGCUGAGGACGAAAAGGAGAAGCCGCGUCUGACAGACAAGGAGAAGAAGGCGAACCACAUCGCCUCCGAGCAAAAGCGGCGGCAGGCUAUCCGGGAAGGCUUUGACAAGCUUGCGGAGCUUGUCCCGGGCAUGGAGGGCUUGGCCCGCUCGGAGGGCGUCGUGCUUCAUGGCACGGUUGACUACAUCAGGAAGCUGCUGUUGGAGAGGAGGCAGAUGAUCAAGGAUCUCGAAGCGAAGGGCGUGGCCGUGGAUAUGGAGUUGAAGAUGGCGCUGGAGAUGCUGCCAGAGGGUUGGCUCGACGACGUCCCGGACGAGCUGGACAAGAGCCGCGAGCAGAGCCACGCGGAAGGAAGUAGUACGAGCCCGGCAGAUGGCAGUGAGACGGAGAGUGCGGCAUGAGGAGGCCCAAUCCCGCGGCCGCGGCCUUGGAUUCACGAACCA
Molecule: messenger RNA, 657 nt
Organism: Chaetomium strumarium
Lineage: Eukaryota; Fungi; Ascomycota; Sordariomycetes; Sordariales; Chaetomiaceae
Exons: 3
Coding region: 166-615 (149 amino acids)
Biological process (GO): regulation of transcription by RNA polymerase II
Molecular function (GO): DNA-binding transcription factor activity, RNA polymerase II-specific; protein dimerization activity; RNA polymerase II cis-regulatory region sequence-specific DNA binding
Source: RefSeq, a predicted model, not a curated record